Molecule: messenger RNA, 484 nt
Organism: Capsaspora owczarzaki ATCC 30864
Lineage: Eukaryota; Filasterea; Ministeriida; Capsasporidae
Exons: 5
Coding region: 12-407 (131 amino acids)
Source: RefSeq, a predicted model, not a curated record
GUUUACUGCGAAUGGCGAACGUGCAGAAUUUGCUGAGCGACUUGGCUCGCGUUGAAGCGCUGGCUGAGGAAGUGCUUGACGGGAAGCAGGAGAUGGUCGAACUCGACAGGAAACGACAGAGUUGUCGCGAGGCCGUCAACGGCAUCAAGGCAAUCCCGCCCAGCGAAGGAUCAAAGCUGUGGAUGGCCAUCGGGCCGCUCUUCCUGCGCGUGCAGAAGGACAAAGCCAUUGGGAUGAUUCAGAAAGAUCGCGAUAAUAUUGACAAGCAAUUGGAGCUGACACGGCAAGACGUGAAAUUCAAGACAGCUCAGCUCUACGAGCUUCAAAACAAACCACACCUUGCUAGCGGGUAUUUGCUCAACAGUCUAAGUAGUGAGGAUGCUAAUGUUCUGCGAGGUCGCGCAUAAUAGUGAAAAAUGUUGGUAUUAUUUUUUUGUUUGACACUUUUUUGAUUUGUAACAACUAUCAUACAAGCAUGAAAGAC